UGCUCGCUUCGGAAGCGUAUCGCGAUUUUCGUCGUCGGCGACGGGGUCUUUCUAUCUUUCAGUGUUUCACACUGUGCUACAAGCUGAGUGCUAGGUAUCUAUCAGCCGUGCAUGCGAAGAAGUGUUGAUGUUUUUGAUGCAGUUUUCUCUUUGCUAGAAAAAGGAAACAUCACUGCUGGAGAAAUUCAGUGAAUGAUAAGUUCCGUGUGUGUCGUCGUCGUAAUCGUUCGCGACGUCGUUGUCGAGAAUCUUUGAAUGGUUACUACUGGUGGGUGCAUCAUCAUUGAGGAGAUGAAUUUGAUUCAUUGAUCGAUUUCAUUACGUCGUCGUCGGUGCGGGGUUCUCAUCCUGGGGUGAAAGGUGCAGAUUAGAGUGCUCCCAUUUCGCGGGGUGCUGAGCGAGUGUAGUGCAUGCAGGCAUUGAUUUUGGAAGAAUAUUCAAUGGCACAGUGAGUGGAUGCUGUUGCGGGCUGUUCUUGCGAGGAAGAACGAAGAAUAUAAGUGUUGAAGGAGUGUGGAUUGUGGUGCGGUAAAGAAGAGCAAGCGAAACAAGCGAGAGUACCUACUACAUACAGGUGAAGAAGAUUGAGUGAGUGCGAGUGAGAAGCAAGACGGAGGAGCCAAGUUACAUCGUUGUUGUUGUCUUGGCGGGUGGUUGAGGUUGAGGUUGAGUUGAGGCGAGUUCGAGGAGAGCGUGCUGGAUUGCGCCGCUGAGUGGAGCAGUGCCGUUUUCGCUUUUGCUUUGGAUCAUGACGUUGUCUUCCUGCGGGAAGAAGGCGAGUGUUUUGAGGUCAGUUCGUGAAGAAAGCCCACAAGUUGGAGAGCUGCUGCAAGGAAAAGAAUCCUUCUGGUGAAUUAGUGCAAGGUUUGAUCUCGGUGCAACACUACGAAGAAUUCCCCAGGAUUGUGUAAUGCAUCUAUCGGAAUGCGGCUUGUGCGGGUCGUGCGUUGUUAUUGUUUUUGAUAAUCGCUUAUCACAUGGAAUCGAAUACGCCUAGCCGUCGACAUCGCGUGGAUUGAGAUUGUGCAACGCGUGAUAAGGAAGACAGCAAAGCGGCAUUUAAAAAGAUCGCGCGCGAUGUGAAGUGUGGAGUUAAAGAAGCGUGUGCUGCGAAAAUUUUAAAUGAGUUAAUCAGGAAAUCACAUGCUGUUCGUGCGGGAGAUAAGUGACAGUGCCUAAGUGAAGAAACGAAAAAAAUUCGCCUUUGAUUUAUUGUCGAUUUCUGCGUUUAAGUUGGUGUGUGGAGCUGCAAAGCCCCAAGAAGUAUAGAAGAAGGUGCACAAGAAAACCAAACAAAGAGCGUAUCGAAGAAGAGAAAAGAAAAACGAGUGAAAUCCAGUCGGUCAGCCAGCAAAAUGAACAACAACACUAGCAGCAGCGGUGGCGGCGGUCCCAGUGGAAUUGGAGGUCCAGGAGCCCCAGUAGGUAGUGGUGCCGGUGCGGCGGGCACCAAUAGCUCCCGGGCGCAUUUGCAGUCUCUGUUUAACAACUCGCUGGCCAUUCGGCAGGAGAUUCAGCGCUUCGAGAGCGUCCACCCGUCGAUCUAUGCCAUCUACCAUCUGAUCGACCUGCUGGACGAUGGGCAGGUGGCGGCGCAGAUACGCGACCACGUCGUAUGCAUUGAAGAUUCCUUCGUCAACAGUCAGGAGUGGACGAUCUCACGGUCGGUGCCGGACAUUCGACUGGGGAUCGUGGGCAGUUUGAGCUCGGGGAAAUCGGCGCUGGUUCACCGAUAUUUGACUGGAUCGUACAUGCAGGAGGAAUCGCCCGAGGGCGGACGGUUUAAGAAGGAAAUCCAGAUCGAUAACCAGAGUUACCUGCUGCUGAUACGGGACGAGGGUGGACCACCGGAGAUGCAGUUUGCCGCCUGGGUCGAUGCGGUCAUCUUUGUGUUCAGCCUGGAGAACGAGCAGAGCUUCAACGCCGUGUACACCUACUAUACCAAAAUGUCCCACUACCGGAACAGUGCGGAAAUUCCGAUCAUCCUGGUUGGGACGCAAGAUGCCAUCAGCGAACGAUCACCCCGGGUUAUCGACGACGCCCGGGCACGCAAGCUGGCCCAGGAUCUCAAACGGUGUUCGUACUACGAAACAUGUGCCACCUACGGGCUGAACGUGGAACGGGUCUUUCAGGAUGCCUGCCAGAAGAUUGUUCAGCAGCGUCUCUCGACCGGUUCGGCCAUCACUCCGACCAAUUCGCGACCAACGACGCCACAAGGCACCCGACUGGGGGUGGCCAGCUUUCACCCGACGACCGUUCCUAGUCCCACCAAUGGAUUUUCCUCGUCCACCGGAACCGGAAGCCCCGCCAGUGGACUCACGAUGAGCAGUUCCUCACCGAGUCAUCACAAUUCAAAUUUGCAACAGCAACAGCAGCAGCAGCUGAACCAAGGGACAAUGACCCUACCGCAUCGGCACCACGUUCUUUCCGCGUCGAGCCAUCACAUUCCGAUCAAGGUGAGUUCUGAACUGUUGGCCAGCGAAUCGGGCCAUAUGAGCCUAUCGCAGCGGGAAUCGCAUCCCUCGCAAAAGUGGGGAACCAUUUCGCACGGAACAUCCCAACAGGCCUUGCUGGCGCUGACCAACGAGAACAACAAUAUCGCGAAGUUCGUUCCACCAAGCCACCCAGUCUCCGGCGAUGGUCUGCAACCUCUAGGCCUAAUCCCACCUUCUGGCAAAGACUCGGGUGGUGGGACCGGUGGCGGAGGGGGUGGUAAGGAUAAAGAACUGCCGACGCCCACUUCAACACCGACCACUUCGAGAAAAAGUCGACGAAGAUCCAAUCUGUUCAUUCCUUCCUCGUCGAAGAAGGAACAACAGGAUAAGAUCAAAAAUGGCGAACUCGGCAGCGGCCGGGCCAUUCCGAUCAAGCAGGGAUAUCUGUACAAACGAAGCAGCAAGUCGCUGAACAAAGAGUGGAAGAAGAAGUACGUCACGCUUUGCGACGAUGGACGGCUCACCUAUCAUCCCUCGUUGCACGACUACAUGGACGAUGUCCACGGGAAGGAAGUGUCCCUACAGUACGUAACGGUCAAGGUGCCGGGACAGAAACCGAGAGGCUCGAAAUCUAUCAUUACCAACAGUGCCCUGACGGGAGGAGCGAAUUCGGCUGCGCCUCCGCUCUCCAACGGGAAAAUGACCGGAUCCACUGGAUCGCAGGGCGGCGGAAGCAACGGCUUAACCGAAGGAAUCGGAGGCCUCUCGUUGGCGAAGGAUCGCAAAAUGACGGAGAAGGUGCUACUGACGGCAUUCGAUACGCUGCGGGAACCGGUGAAAUCCAACUCGCAAACCAGCGGCGACGAGGGCAUCGUGAUCAGCAAUAGCAAUUCACAGAGCUUCAUCGGUUCGGAUGGCAACACGAGCAAGCUGGACGCCCAGACGCCGAACGUGAAGAAGCGGCACCGGCGAAUGAAGAGCAGUGGCGUGGGGAAGAACAACGAAUACGACGAUUCCGAUGGGUUCGAGUUUUACAUCGUUUCGCUCGACAACAAGCAGUGGCACUUCGAGGCAUCCAAUUCGGAAGAACGGGACGAAUGGGUGUCGGUCAUCGAGCAGGAGAUUUUCAAAUCCCUGCAGGGGAUCGAGUCGUCCAAGUCGAAACCGCUGAAUCCGAGCGACAUCGCUUCAAUGCAAUCGAUCCGGAGUCGGGUGCCGGGCAAUGGGUACUGCGUGGACUGUGAUUCGCCAAAUCCCGAAUGGGCCAGUUUGAACCUGGGUGUGCUAAUGUGUAUCGAGUGUUCCGGAGUGCACCGGAAUCUUGGCUCGCACAUCAGCAAAGUACGAUCUCUUGGACUGGAUGAGUGGCCUCCUGGCCACCUCAGCGUGAUGCUCGCCAUCGGCAACAGUCUCGCCAACUCGGUGUGGGAAUCCAAUACCCGCGGUCGGGUGAAACCCACCCCGGCCAGCUCUCGGGAGGAGAAGGAAAGCUGGAUCCGGCUAAAGUACGAAGCGAAAGAGUUCCUGCCCACAUUCAGCGCGACACCGCCAAUUGGCCAUCAGCUGCGGGAAGCCGUCGUUCGGUCUGACAUGAAGGCGAUCAUCAUCCUGCUGGCCAAUGCCAGUGCCGAACACAUCAACUCCACGGUGAGCAGCCGGGAUCUGCGGACGCCACUGCAUCUGGCGUGCGCGAUUGGAAAUCUGGCCAUUUCGCAGCUGUUGAUUUGGCACCACGCCAACCUGAAGCACAUCGACCACGAGGGCCGAUCGUGUCUGACGUACGCCAAGGCGGCCAACUCGCUGGCCGCGGCCCGUCAAGCAAGCAAUACCCCGCACCACGUCAAUGUGGAAACGACCUCGGCGCUGGUCGAGCUGCUGACCAGCCUCGGCUGUACGGAUCCGGCGCCGUUCACGGCCAGCGGCACCCUUCCCCGGCGGAGAGAAACCAUCGACCAGGGUACGUUCGAGAAGUUUUCCUCGAACAUCAUUUGAGGCAAGUAGGUGGCAAGUGAAGGCGGUGCGUGCGCGUAGCAAAUUUAGACGAAAACCUAGUUUGAAAAUUUCGAAUGCGCUAGGUGAGUGAGUGUCGUCCGGAAAGGGCGCACCACCCGCCCCAGCCUUGUUGAACAAGCAAAAGCAAACGCGAAAACAAUGUGAUCCCUCUAUUUAGAAGAAUGUGGAAAUGACAAAAUAUUCAUCAGGAAAAUACGGACGGAUACCUAAAUUGAUCUGGUUUUAUUUAUCGUACACACAGAGUAGUAGUUAUGUUGUAAGCGAGGCAAAGGUACCAAUUUAUUUAAUGAAAACUCCCAAACUGAAUUCCCCCGGAUCCCCCCGCUAGUUGUUUAAGUUGCGAGACCGAGCUGACGGAUUUAACCCUUUUAGACGUGUAAGAGACGCGGUUCAAAUGUUCAAAAUUUGUUGUUUUAUGUAAAAGAUUUUUCCUGAGACUAAUUUUAUGUUGGAUUUGUUUACAUAUUUUUUCUGUAAAUAAUAAUGCUUAAACACUCGAAUGGACCUGUAUUGUAUAUUGAACUGAACGGUUUAGUUGUAGAAGCUUAACAUCCAGGAAAGUUAGGGGUUUUUUGCGGAACAAGUUUUCACAAAAGUUAGAACAUUUUAUGUUUGAAACCUUGUACCGUAAAAGGCCGUAGUCUUCCUGGAUGUUUGUAAUAACUAAUCAUAAUUGGCUUGAUAAGCAUAGAUCAAGAUCGCACCGUCUACUUAAAACAAUUAUCACCACACAGUACACUGUUGAUUUGAUCACUAUUCCACGAAUUCCCAACCCUUUAUACCAUUAUUGCUUUUUAUAGUUCCAAUUUCUUGUUAUUUAGUUUAUGUUGUUUCUACCUAAUCGAAUCCAUAUCAACUAGGAGUCAUUUUCUUUUGUUCGUUCCACUUAUUAUCCUAAACUUUCAUAGAUUAUUGAUCCCCCAAAGAAUGCCAAAUUGUAGUGUGCAGAAAAAUCGUAUUCUUAAACAAAAUCAGCAAACUUUAAAGAAAACAAAACUUAUCGGAAAUGCUUUUCAGAAAUAACAUAGCAGUUACGUUUAGCAAACCAUUAUUAAACAAAACAAAAUUAUUCAUGCGUAACAAUGACGUAGUUAAAAAAAGAGCACCCUUAACAAUCGAUCACUACCUUUACUAGAAUCAGAACAAAUAGGCAGCGUUAGUUGAAACAUUCAUAUAGUAUCGAGAACAGAACAAAAACAAAAGCAGAUCCUAUUAAAUAUAGUAAUUUAACAGCAGUUUAGGCAGUUCCCCUUCCGCAAAAAGGGCAUAAUGAUGGCAUUUCCUCUCCGCGUUAGACACAGAGUUCAAGUAAAAGAAAAAAAAAACCGCAAAGUAUAUGAUAGAUGAAUCCCCAACACAACACUUUUCCCGCGCGUCCCUGAUCCCGCAUUGACUAGUACAUAUUGUGUAAUGCAGCAGCAGCAAACAAGUAGGAUAGUGAUGCAAAACCAACAACAUUUAUGAAAGCUACCAGCAGCAUGUAACCAUCAUCAGCGUAACAGCUGACCACACGAUUGGGGUCUAAUAUCAGCAACAACACCGGCGCGGAUAAAGUUAUAGCGAAAUUAUGUUUGACCUCCACAGUAAAAUGGUGGAGGUGGUGGUGAAUGCAAAUCCGACAGUAGUGGAGGACGCGAGUGUGCGACUGUGUAAAGAAGCGUAGUGGAAAAAGAAGGAGUUACAAAAUGGCAGAAAAUAAAAGCGAAAAUUAUGUGAAAAUAUUUGAAA
Molecule: messenger RNA, 6176 nt
Organism: Aedes albopictus (Asian tiger mosquito)
Lineage: Eukaryota; Metazoa; Arthropoda; Insecta; Diptera; Culicidae
Gene: CenG1A
Product: centaurin-gamma-1A
Exons: 9
Coding region: 1356-4427 (1023 amino acids)
Biological process (GO): activation of GTPase activity
Molecular function (GO): GTP binding; protein binding; GTPase activity
Source: RefSeq, a predicted model, not a curated record